ACAACAAAAAAAAAAAAUAUGGCAGAAUGUGAUCUUACAUAUUAAAUAAGAGACUGCAGGCAAACUAAUCUAAAAUUGGGCAAUGAUGUAUUAGUCUACCAAGAAGAACCGUGGCGUUAAACAGAGAAUCAUUGCAUGUUUGUUUAAGUAUGAACACUACCUUUUGUCUGUUGUGUUUGUCAAGGUGCUUUCAUCCAAGGACCGGACUGAGUCCUUGGAAACCCUAGCAACAAGGUCAAUAUAAUAGUAAUUCAAGGAACAGAAAUCAGGUCAAGGUAAUUAAUUAAAAAUUGGGUUUGCCAAAAGAACAUGAGCAAGCCAGUCAAAACAAAUUUGAGCAUAGCUCCAAUGGUAAAGGUUUCUGACUCUUUCUCUCUCUCUCUCUCUCUCUCUCUCACACACACACACACACACACACACACACACACACAGCGUGAAGGCAGUGAGAGAAGAUAAACCAAAAGAGAAACACUGGGUAGAGAUGAAAGGAAAUCCAACCCCAACCAUCAUCUCCCAAGCCUGUGUGAACUCAAAGCAUUUUUCUGUAAACCGUCUCAUGGGUCACUAUUGUAGCCCUUGGAGACAGUGAGGGUUCACUUGGAAUCACACUCUUAAGGAAGUUAGAAGGGACGGACAGACUGCACUAUCUCCUAGCUGUAAUGUUAUGUAGGCCAGUCUCCUACCUACCCAGCUUUGCUCAAGGACAGCAUCUAUUCCAGGAUGAGUAAAUAUAAACCAGUUCCCAAGCUCUCCAGUCAGUCUCCUGUCCAUCAUACCAACCUGAGGACCCAGCCUUCAGGCAGAGCCUUUAAGAAAGAAGACUUAAGUCAGAUUUCAAAAGACUCCUUAGAAUCAGAUUCGGAAAGCCUCCCCCAAGACAUUAAGGCCCAGUCCAAAGUUGAGGACCAAAUCCAGGACAAAAAUAUGGAACCUGACAGCUUAGAAGAGGACAGCCCUGACCAGGAAAGCCUGAGUGAGCCAGAAGAGGAAGUGAACAGAAAGGCAGCCCACAGGGCCAACAAGGAAGACCCGGGAGCCGGUGGUGUGAAUCACAGCCAUCAUCAUGUAGAAGACAAAUAUUCAGACCUCCGAUAUGAUCCCAACUGGAAGAAUAAGAAGGAGGAGGAGCCGCCAUUGCCUGGGUCUGCCAAUAGCUCUUCAGAAAGCCUGCCUCUGGCUCCACUCUACCCUUCCAGAGAGCCGUCCAUGGGACUCUCAGCAGGGAAAGGCCAAGAGAAGAGGAGUCCUCAGAGUGAAGCCUCCUUGCUCGGAAGUGAGUUCCUAAGCCCAAACUAUGAGCGUGGCACCCGUCAAAACGAGUCCUUUUCAGAACUAAGCGACAGUGACCAGGGGGAGAAGUCCAGCGACCUCUCUCAGUACCUGAAGAGCUCAAGUUCACACAACGAAGUGUUCCUGCCAGGAUCGCGGGGGCCCCGGAGAAGGAAGUCCAAACAGUAUUUUGUGGAAAAAAACAAGCUGACUCUGGGAUUGCCUACUCCUAAAACAGACUCUUACCUUCAACUUCACAAUAAAAAAAGAGGAGAGACUCGCCUCGAACAGAUCUCCUACCCCAUCAGAGACGCUGGCAAGAUGGCUGUCCAGAACGACAAGGAGGUGGAAAACGCUUCCAUGGAUCCUGAGGACAAAUGGCAUCAGAGAGCGGAACAACUCAAGAAUUACCAAGAACAUUUGUCUCAAUAUGAAGACAGAAAAUCAGGCAAUGUCCCAAGAGGUCACUCUUCCAAUGCAGCCAAUGGGCCACAACCUUCCAGAAGAACAGGCAAGGCCAGGGUUCAGAAACAGAAGAAACACCAGAAUAGCCUGAAAUCUCUUGGGACCAAAGAGCUCCUUUUCAGUCAAAAAAGCCAGAAUUACCCUGUCCAACAAGCACAAAACCAAAGGCAGCCUAUGGAUGCCUCAGCAAAGCAUGGGAUGGCCACAUAUAUGAACUCUUCUAACACUGACUUACAGGACUCCAGAACACUCACCCACAAUCCCAAAGUCACCUCUGACAUGUUCGUUCCACCCAAGCAGGCUUUCGACAGAGUACUGUAUAAAAACUCUGUCUUGGGGCUGAAUACUAAUAAAAAAAGAGGGCAUAAACAUGAAGAAGAAAAAAGUUCUUUGUAUAAGCAGCAGCCCAUCUACAUGCUUUCUGAUAUGGAUCUGCAAGACGUCAAUGAACUUUCUCACAGACACACGUCCCUGAGCCAGAAAGGCCCUCCGUCUGGUUAUGACAUGAACACACACAGGUCAACGAAGAUCAAGAAGCCAUCCAAACAACCGCAGGCAGAGACAAAAUACAAGAACAUAGAGAUGCUAUGGAAAUUCCACUCUUCCUCAGACAUGGAACGCAUGAAUGCCUCUCCAGACUCCCGGCUCGCCCAGAUCAUGGAACAGCACCAGCAAGCCUUGGUGCAGCUGGCGGAAGUGCAGCCCAGAGAGGGCUCCUUGUCCAGCACCACACUCCCGCCCAUCCUGUCCAGGGUAGAGAGCGAAUCCCGACUGGAUGCAGAGAGAAGCCGCCGACACCAGAUGAAGAUGGCCCGCAGUAAUUCGGAAGGCUACCUGCUUCAGCUGGAAAGAGGGAGAAGACACAGGAAGCACAGCAGGACGAAGAGUUCCAAGGUGAAAGGUUAUCAGAAAAAGGAAGUGAAGCUUGGAGGCCUGGGACCUGACUUGGAGUCCGUCAGAGACAAAAUGCAAAAAUUAAUACAGCAAAAAGAAUACGCGAAGCAAGUUCAGGAAUACAACACGAAGACACUGUCCCUCCUGUCCAAACCACAGGCAGCAAAAACUGAGAGGAAAUCAGUGCUCUCUCGGCAGAAGGCUUUGGAAUACGCUAAGACCAUCCCCAAACCCAAACCACCAAAUCUGACUGACCAAGCAGCAAAGAAGAAUAAGAAGUCGAGGAAGGGUGAGGGAGAAGGAAGCUUACCGGAAAUCUCCCUGCUGGAGAUCCUGCAGAGCAGGCACGAGAGGGAAAAGCAGGCCGUGGCCGCUUUCAAAGUCCUUCACAUCGUCUAG
Molecule: messenger RNA, 3027 nt
Organism: Peromyscus leucopus (white-footed mouse)
Lineage: Eukaryota; Metazoa; Chordata; Mammalia; Rodentia; Cricetidae
Gene: Jhy
Product: junctional cadherin complex regulator
Exons: 9
Coding region: 721-3027 (768 amino acids)
Biological process (GO): brain development; axoneme assembly
Source: RefSeq, a predicted model, not a curated record